GCGUGGCCCUGCCCUGCCCCUGCCAUCCGGAACACUCGGCCGCCGCAAGCCAGCGCUCGGCGAGGUCGGUGUCCAUGGCCGCCGCGCUGCUCGCCCGGGCCCCUGGCCCGCUCCGCCGAGCUCUCCAUUCUCGAGACUGGCGCAGGUUACAUACUGUUUACCAGUCUGUGGAGCUGCCUGAGACACAUCAGAUGUUGCGUCAGACAUGCCGUGACUUUGCUGAGAAGGAGCUGGUCCCCAUCGCAGCCCAGCUGGACAAGGAGCAUCUCUUCCCCGCAGCUCAGGUGAAGAAGAUGGGUGAGCUCGGGCUGCUGGCCAUGGAUGUGCCGGAGGAGUUCAGUGGUGCGGGCCUGGAUUACCUGGCCUAUUCCAUUGCCCUGGAGGAGAUCAGCCGUGGCUGUGCCUCCACCGGAGUUAUCAUGAGCGUCAACAACUCUCUCUACUUGGGGCCAAUCCUGAAGUUUGGAUCCCCAGAGCAGAAGAAGCGGUGGAUCACCCCCUUUACCAAUGGUGACAAAAUUGGCUGUUUUGCCCUCAGUGAGCCAGGAAAUGGCAGUGAUGCGGGAGCUGCCUCCACCACGGCCCGGGAAGACGGUGACUCGUGGGUCCUCAACGGCACCAAAGCCUGGAUCACCAACUCGUGGGAGGCUUCGGCCACCGUGGUGUUUGCCAGCACAGACCGGUCCCUGAAGAACAAGGGUAUCAGUGCCUUCCUGGUUCCCAUGCCAACUCCCGGGCUCACGCUGGGUAAGAAGGAGGAUAAGCUGGGCAUCCGGGCCUCAUCCACAGCUAACCUCAUCUUCGAGGACUGUCGCAUCCCCAAGGAGAACCUGCUGGGGGAGCCAGGGAUGGGCUUCAAGAUAGCCAUGCAAACCCUGGACAUGGGCCGCAUCGGCAUUGCCUCCCAGGCCCUGGGCAUCGCCCAGGCCUCCCUCGACUGUGCUGUGAAAUAUGCUGAGAACCGCAAUGCCUUUGGGGCCCCCAUCACCAAGCUCCAAAACAUCCAGUUCAAGCUGGCAGACAUGGCCCUGGCCCUGGAGAGUGCCCGCCUGCUGACCUGGCGUGCGGCCAUGCUGAAGGACAAUAAGAAGCCGUUCACCAAGGAGUCGGCCAUGGCCAAGCUGGCUGCCUCUGAGGCUGCAACCGCCGUUAGCCACCAGGCCAUCCAGAUCCUGGGCGGCAUGGGGUACGUGACAGAGAUGCCAGCCGAGCGGUACUAUCGAGACGCCCGCAUCACAGAGAUCUAUGAAGGGACCAGCGAAAUCCAGAGACUGGUGAUCGCAGGGCACCUGCUGCGGAGCUACCGGAGCUGAGCCCUCUGGGGGGCUUGCCUGCCUGUGGCCCGAGGCAAAGGGCAGGCAGAGCCUCGUGGCUUACCAUUGACGCCUGGUCAGACCAUAAAGGGACCUGCCUCAUUCUGAACCCUCCCAGUCAGACUGGGGGUCGGCUGUCUCAGGGAGAGAGAGGAAAGACUGGCCGCUGUGACCUGUGACCGAGAAGAAAUGAGUCGUCAGAUCAGGACUGGGCUUGGCUACUUCUUUAUGACCCAUCCACGGUGCCUUUCUUCAUCCGAGUGGCCUGCUGGAGGAGGCAGGGCCACGGGAGGGCUAAACCACCCUGCCUCUUACAGUGCUGUUCCCAAGAGCCCUGCUGCCCGGGCAAGAACACGAGACAGGGCAGGGGUCAGGAGGAGGAGGGGGUGGCCCAGUGGCCAGGCCUCAGCCGGUUUCAGCGUUUGGAUCCCUGGGGGGGGGGGUGUCAUCUUGGGAUGGCUGGGGGCUGGGUCAUGGGCCCUCACUAGAGGUCAAGUGAGUGCAGGUGUGUGUUGUGCUGGGCAGCUGCCGCCUGCCU
This is a messenger RNA of Onychomys torridus (southern grasshopper mouse), 1851 nucleotides long. It is a transcript of the gene Acads, whose product is annotated as acyl-CoA dehydrogenase short chain. The transcript is spliced from 10 exons. Lineage: Eukaryota; Metazoa; Chordata; Mammalia; Rodentia; Cricetidae. Gene Ontology annotation, cellular component: mitochondrion. Gene Ontology annotation, biological process: fatty acid beta-oxidation using acyl-CoA dehydrogenase; butyrate catabolic process. Bases 75 to 1313 code for a protein of 412 amino acids. Gene Ontology annotation, molecular function: flavin adenine dinucleotide binding. The record is from RefSeq and is a predicted model, not a curated record.